AUGUUACGGCCAGACCGGAUUUGGCGAAUAUUUUACACGCACAGAUUUCGUACUGAUCUAUUCGCAAAUGGCAUGCGCUGCACCUUUUCGUCUUCGACUGCGGGUGGUUCGUUCGAUGUGAUAGUGGUCGGUGGAGGUCAUGCUGGCACUGAAGCAUGCAGUGCGGCAGCUCGGAUGGGAGCACGCACACUGCUGGUAACGCAGAAACGGUCCACCAUCGGUGAAAUGUCAUGCAAUCCAUCGUUCGGCGGUAUUGGCAAGGGCCAUCUCAUCCGCGAGGUGGAUGCACUGGAUGGUGUUUGUGCGCAAUGUUGCGACCGAAGUGGUGUCCAGUAUAAGGUGCUGAAUCGACGAAAGGGUCCAGCCGUGUGGGGACCAAGGGCCCAAAUCGACCGAAAGCUGUACAAACGCGAAGUGCAGCAAACGCUCGAGAACACUCCGAACUUAACCAUAAUGGAAGCAUCGGUAGAGGACAUUGUGCUAAGCGAGCGAGCUGAACAGCCCCGAUUGGCCGGUGUAAAGCUGGCCGAUGGUCGUACGAUUGUAGCAAACAGUCUAGUCAUUACAACGGGCACGUUCUUACGGGGACAAAUAAACAUCGGACUGGAAACGCGCCCAGCUGGCCGUAUCGGAGACGCAUCGGCAAUAGGGUUGGCGAAAAGCAUCGAACAGUUGGGGUUCCGAUUGGGACGUUUGAAGACCGGCACGCCGCCACGCAUUCACCGGGACUCGAUCCGUUUCGAGCAACUGCCACGCCACCCGGGUGAUAAUCCUCCCGUUCCGUUUUCGUUUCUGAACGAUCGCGUUUGGCUUGAGCCGCAUCAGCAGCUCGAUUGUUUUCUCACGCAGACAACCGCACAGGUGAACGAUAUCGUACUGCGCAAUCUGCACUGCAAUCGACACGUAACGGAGGAACUGACCGGACCCCGUUACUGUCCCUCGAUCGAGUCAAAGAUACUGCGGUUCGGACACAAGCUGCACCAGAUAUGGCUGGAACCGGAAGGCUUUGAUAGCGAGUUGAUCUACCCGAAUGGACUGUCGUGCACGCUACCGGCCGAUGAGCAGACACAGCUUGUGCGCUGUCUGCAAGGACUCGAACAGGCGGAAGUAGUCCGUCCCGGGUACGGCGUUGAAUACGAUUUCGUGGACCCUCGCGAACUGUUUCCAACGCUCGAAACCAAACGCGUGAGGGGCUUGUUCCUAGCCGGGCAAAUCAAUGGUACGACAGGCUACGAAGAGGCAGCCGCGCAGGGUCUUCUAGCCGGUGCUAACGCAGCUGCCAGCGCACUCUCUCGACCACCACUAACCGUGAGCCGAACCGAAGCCUAUCUGGGUGUGCUUGUGGACGAUCUGACCACACUCGGCACGAACGAACCGUAUCGAAUGUUUACGAGCCGAGCCGAGUUUCGACUGAGCCUGCGUCCGGACAAUGCAGAUUUACGGCUCACGGAGAAAGGCUACGCAAUGGGUCUGGUGUCCGAAGAGCGCUUCCAACGGACGGUAUCGAUAAGAGCACGAUUAGCGAAAGCCGUAGAACAGUUGCGAGAUAUUCGGAAAGGUAGCAAUCAGUGGCGUGCGGCGAUGCAACUGCCACCGGCAAAGGCAAGCGUGUUUAAGAGUGCAUUUGAGAUGCUGGCCAUCUCGAACGAUGCAAUCACGACCGAACGGGUGUGCGCCGUUGAACCGAGCGUGCUCGGUUGGGUACUGGACGACCCGGAGCUUUGUCAGAGGCUUAAAAUCGAAGCACUGUACAGUCUUUCGAUCGAGGAUCAGUCGCGUGAAGUUGAGGAGGUGUUGCGGAACGAGAGUCUCAGGAUCCCGGACGCAAUUGAUUACCUUUCGAAAUCUCUUAACCUAUCCUUCGAAGAGCAAGAGAAGUUGGUCAAAAUUCAGCCUCAAACGAUUGCUGCCGCUAGUCGAAUUCAAGGCAUAACGCCAUCUUCCAUCGUCCGGUUGGUAAAAUACGUAAAGCAACACGAAUUGAGUGCCGUCGCCUAA
Messenger RNA from Anopheles marshallii, 1998 nucleotides. Its product is annotated as protein MTO1 homolog, mitochondrial. The record is from RefSeq and is a predicted model, not a curated record. Bases 1 to 1998 code for a protein of 665 amino acids. NCBI's taxonomy places the organism in Eukaryota, Metazoa, Arthropoda, Insecta, Diptera, Culicidae. Gene Ontology annotation, biological process: tRNA methylation; tRNA wobble uridine modification. Gene Ontology annotation, cellular component: cytosol. The transcript has 4 exons. Gene Ontology annotation, molecular function: flavin adenine dinucleotide binding.